CUCUAUUCUUGGUGAUAGGAUUGGGUGUGUUCACAAAAAAGUUUCAUGGAAUGGGAGUAUUAAAAUACAGCUGGUCCUACAUGAUUGGAUGGAGUUCAGUGGGAAUUUCUAUCAUAUCAGCAAUUUUAUGUUUUGUAAUGAAAAUGGAUAAUCAGUUAGCAUAUUCUGCUUUUUAAAUUGAAAAAGGAAAAUACCGUUAUUAGUUUUUAGGAAUGUUUAUAAACAAUAAUAUAAAUAAAAUUUAUAAUAUCUAUUAUUAUAUGUACCUUUUUACUAUUAUUAUGUGUUACAUUAAAUUUUUAAAAAAUCUUAACAAAGAAAAAAAGUUUUUAUAUUAUUUUAAUGUUUUAUUUAAUUGCCUCACAUAUUUUAUCUUUAGUUGCAAUAUAGUACGGACACAAUUAUGGUUUGAAUGAACUAAAACUUCAGAUUUUAUUAUAUAAAUUGUAUUUUUACAGCGGCGGUUCAGUAGGUACUUUGAAUGGUCCACCUCAGACAGCACAUUAACGAUUCAAGACAAUCAGCAUCAAGGAUCAAACAGCCUUGUAAAACUUGUUGAAUUCCUUUUUCUAGAAAUAUAUGACUAUACACUCCUUCAC
Messenger RNA from Hydra vulgaris (swiftwater hydra), 599 nucleotides. The record is from RefSeq and is a predicted model, not a curated record. Lineage: Eukaryota; Metazoa; Cnidaria; Hydrozoa; Anthoathecata; Hydridae.